This is a messenger RNA of Euleptes europaea (tarantolino), 979 nucleotides long. RefSeq names its product mesenteric estrogen dependent adipogenesis (gene MEDAG). The record is from RefSeq and is a predicted model, not a curated record. Gene Ontology annotation, cellular component: cytoplasm. The transcript has 5 exons. NCBI's taxonomy places the organism in Eukaryota, Metazoa, Chordata, Lepidosauria, Squamata, Sphaerodactylidae. The coding region runs from base 1 to 909 and encodes 302 amino acids.
AUGGCUGUCUGGAGCGGCCCCGAUUCGGCCGCGGGGGGCUCGGCCCGGCCCAGCUUGACCUCGGUCUCGUCGGGGGAGCUGCAGAGCGUGCGCACGUGCAACUGCGAGCUGGCCCUGCUGCCGCUGCGCCAGCUGCUGCUCCUGCAGCCCGACGCCUUCCAGCUGAAGGGGGACACCCUGGCCCUGCUGGACCCGCCCCGCGGCCGGCCCGGGGGGGGCUUCACGGUGCUCAGCGACGGCUCCCUUGACGUGGACGGGCAGCGCCUCUGCCGCCUCACCGGCUACUUCAAGAGGCAUGUGGAACUCAACACCCACUAUGAUUACAAAAACUACCGAGAGACUAUACUGGGCCGUCCAUUGGUAUUCUUCAUUAAUGUCCGAACAAAAUAUAAUUCUUCAAAAGAAAAAACAUAUGCUUUGCUUGUGAACCCUCGGCACCCUAAAAUGAGAAGACAGAUAGAGAAUGGCAUGAACAAUAUUAUAUCCUCUGUAUUUGGAGAAAGCUACAAACUUAAGUUUGAUUUUCAAGAUGCUGUAAGGAAAUUCUUUCCUUCAGGAACCCAUCUGGUUAACGGCGAGAACUUGAGCUUUUCCUACGAGUUUAAAUCCGAUGCCUUAUUUGAUUUCUUUUAUUGGUUCGGGAUCAGCAAAAACACUGUCUCAGUGAAAGGGCAAGUUCUUAAUUUGUCAAGUACCAAUACAGAGAAGAAGGAAAUGAUAACAAAGUUUCUGGAUAAAAUGAGCGAACCUAAUCUACGUUCUCACAGCUUUUCAGACAGAAAGUUCAGUGUUACCUCCAGAAGUUCAGUAGAUGACGUGUUCAACAGUAACUUAACACCACAGCCAUCUUUUAUGGAGUCACCUUUCACGGUCUGGACAAUUUCAGCAGUUCAGGAGCCUGAAGUCUGACUGAAUAAAGUAGUCAGGUGUGCAUAAGUGGAAGAAAUGCAUUGGAUAAAGAAGGGAUACACAAUGGUAG